UCCAAAGCCGAAACAUCAGUAUUCUCAGCCCUCACUCAAAUUGGGGGCUCUAUACAGGUGAAGGCGAGAGCCGUUGAUAAUGAAAGAGACGACCCGAAAUCCAGAGAGGAGCGAGGAUAGCAACGACCUCGCGUUCUUCACAUACGAUGAGAAGCGAAAGCUCGGGUACGGGACUCAGAAGGAGAGGCUGGGCAAGGACUCGGUUAAGCCAUUCGACGCUUGUUCCCUCUGCUUGAAACCCUUGAUCGAUCCUAUGUGUUGCCAGAAAGGCCACGUCUUCUGCAAAGAAUGCAUUCUCGAGUGCUUGUUGUCUCAGAAGAAAGAUAUUCAAAGGAAGCUAACUGCACAUGCUGCUCAGCAGAAGCAAGAAAAAGAUGAGGAAGAGGAGAAGUUAAUGCUGCAAAAAGCCAGAGAGCUUGAUGCUUUUGAUCAGCAAAACCACGGCGCUGUACCACAAUACAGUGAUAAGAACUAUAACAAGGGCAAGAAUGGCUUCCACGGUGCAAACAGUGUGAAGGCCACCUCUUAUGAGGAGGAAGCGCUGCGAACCAUGAAAGCAUUUUGGCUUCCCUCUGCCACACCAGAAGCUCCUGCUAAGGUAGAAGCUCCAUCCACCGGUACAACCUGUCCCGAAGGCAAGGAAAAACUCAAGUUGAAGACCCUUUUCCCAAUCUACUUUACUGAAGACAGUUAUGAUGAUGAGAAAUCGAAUUAUCUUGAGAAGACUUAUAUCUGUCCUAGCUGCAAGGUCACCCUUACCAAUACACUGUCACUUGUGGCCCUAAGUUCUUGUGGGCAUGUCUUUUGCAAGAAGUGUGGAGAUAAGUUCAUGGCUGUCGAUAAGGUUUGUCUUGUCUGUAACAAAGGAUGUAAAGAGAGGAAUUUGGUUCCCCUGGAAAAAGGAGGGACAGGUUUUGCUGGUCAUGAUGAUCAUCUGGUAGCUACAGAUUUCAAGCAUUUGGGUAGCGGUUCUGGUUUGGGGCUGGUGAGGCCUGCAAUGAAGACAUGAAAUGAAUUUGCAUCGAGAUGAUUGACUCCAACGGUUUGGGACUGGUGAGGCCGGUGAUGAAGACAUGAAAUGAAUUCACAACGAUGAUUUAGUCCAAUGUUGUACACAAUAAUUUGCUUUGGUUAAUAUGAUUUGCUUUGUUAAUCUGCCAUCCUUUGAACUGUGUAAUUGUUUAGUAAUUUUGAAAUAUUUGGAAACAUCAUUUUGGUAUAUUGAUAUUUGUAUGAUGUUUUUGGAUUAAUCAAAUUAGUAGUUAUGGAAUGAAUACUUAACUUGGUGGAA
This is a messenger RNA of Camellia sinensis, 1291 nucleotides long. Its product is annotated as E3 ubiquitin-protein ligase CSU1. The record is from RefSeq and is a predicted model, not a curated record. Gene Ontology annotation, molecular function: ubiquitin protein ligase activity. Gene Ontology annotation, cellular component: nucleus. Lineage: Eukaryota; Viridiplantae; Streptophyta; Magnoliopsida; Ericales; Theaceae.